AUGCUCUUUGCUGUGAGCCUCGUCCUGCUGUUUGCUGGAAUCUCUGCUUCUGAAGCUGAAACCAUCUGCAAGGCGGCUAUCUGGUCCUCUCGGAAUACUUUCAUUCGUCAUUAUCGAAACGAUCCUGCUGCCCUCACUACCGUGGCCUUUGGCAGGACGGUCAUUUCUGUGGGCUCUUCUGCCUAUAGAAGUCGUGAAGUGUACGGAGUGAACGAUGCAGAAGACAUUUUCAGCUGGGUAGACAAUAAGUGGAAACAAGUUCCUGGAAAGCUCAUCCAUGUUUCUGUUGGACCUGCUGGAGUUUGGGGUGUGAACAGAGCCAACACCAUCUUUAAAUUCCAGGACAAUGCAUGGCUGCCUAUAUCAGGGGCCUUGAAGCAGGUAGAUGCUGGUGGUGAUAAGUUCUUGGGUGGAGUGAACGCGCAAGACAACAUCUUCUGCUUGAGACAGAGUUGCACAGUUUCAAGAUCUUCUGCUGUAUCCUUCACCCCACUUGAAGGAUCGCUGAAAUAUUACAGCUGUGGACCAGUGGGCUGCUGGGGAGUGAACAGCGGCAACAGCAUCUACUUCCGCCACAAUGUCAACCCAACCGCCUGCCAGGGAAACCAAUGGCAGCACAUUGAAGGCAGUCUGGUGAUGAUAGAGGUUGGCACAGAUGGUUCUGUGUACGGUGUCAACUCAGCCGGCAAUGUGUACAGAAGGGAAGGAAUCAGUGCCAAAACCCCUAUUGGUACCUCCUGGACUCAACUGGACUUUUGCGCCACUUUCAAACACGUCACUUACGACAAUGGCUAUCUGUGGCUUAUCAACCCAAGUGGUGGCAUCUAUCGAUGUGCAGUGAAC
Messenger RNA from Nanorana parkeri, 843 nucleotides. Its product is annotated as fish-egg lectin-like. The transcript has 5 exons. The annotation marks the transcript as partial. Lineage: Eukaryota; Metazoa; Chordata; Amphibia; Anura; Dicroglossidae. The record is from RefSeq and is a predicted model, not a curated record.